AAACAAUCAGCGACCAGCUUGUUAGCGUGGGACUUCUGCAAUUUCAACUUAUUGGUUUGUACUUUGUUUGUUUUAUUUCUUUUUGUGUUUUCAGAGAUAUGUCUCGUGUUAACAGGUGCCUCGUCGACGGCUGUUCAUCCACAUCGGAGACAGCAAACCUGUGCCGGUGGUCUCGCAGCGUAGAUCUAGAACGAGUAUGGAUAGACCUCCUAAAGUCUCACAGCUCAAGAUUAGCAUCGUCGCUUACGCACCGGAACUGCAUUCAAAGGAAUGCCUAUGUUUGCAAACUUCACUUUGAGGAUAAAUUUAUCAAAGAUGAUAAAAGAGUGCCUUUCUCAUGGCCUACAUUAUUCUCAGAAGUGGAAAUAGCAUGUCGAAAACCCACUUGUCCUGUAACUGUCUCUGUUCGGACAGUGGGAGAUCAUACUUAUGCUGUACUACUGCAGAUAAAUGCAGAGUUGGUGACCCGGAAAAGAAAAAGGACAUCAGAACACAGACCACAUACACAAUAUUCAACAUAUUGACUGACAAAAAUAAAAGUGAUGUUACUUAGUUUAACAUGCUCGAUGGCUUAACACGACAAUGUGAUAUGAUAAUGUGAUUUCUUGGUGUUUUCAAGGAUUUAGUGACAUUUGAUCUAUGUACUUUUCCGCAUUUAAUAUGUAAUAAUUUUGUUGGUGUAUCGAAUUUCGCAUAAACGAUUUUUAUAAUUACUACUGUGAGUUCGAUAGCUUAAAAAAACUGAUCGUCAUGUUUACUUCACUACAAAUCUUUUGAUAUAUAAUUAUAUAUUUUCUUGUUGUUUCUAAUGUUGGGAGAAGCGAAGAGAACGAUAAAUCUGAAAAAGACGCCACUAGAAUUUAAGUUGUAAAUUAAAGUAAAAAUUAAUUAGACUUUGUGUUUAGUCGGUAGAUGUAUUACUAUAAACGAAUGAUGUU
Hyposmocoma kahamanoa is the source of this 938-nucleotide messenger RNA. RefSeq lists its product as uncharacterized. The record is from RefSeq and is a predicted model, not a curated record. NCBI's taxonomy places the organism in Eukaryota, Metazoa, Arthropoda, Insecta, Lepidoptera, Cosmopterigidae. The transcript has 3 exons. The coding region runs from base 99 to 524 and encodes 141 amino acids.